ACAUGCAAUUUUCCUUUAUUUAUUUAUUUUUUGUUUCAAGAUUCCCAUUUCAUCAUUAACUACUACAAAUAAGAGGAAAUAAACGAUAGCGCGUGAAGACCACCAAAAUUCCAAGUCAUCCUCCCCAAAGACCAAAACCAAAUGCUCACCCAUAAAUCCAAAAAAAAAAAUAUACAUAUAAAAAUACACCAUAAUCUUCUCAUGCUAAUUAUUUAUUUAUUUACUAUCACAGUCCGCAUAUAGAAAUUAAAUAGUUAAUUUAUUCUCCUAUGGAGACUGAAGACGGACGGGCCGGACGGCAGCUAUCUACUGCUUUCUCAAUUCAAUUCAAAACCCCUCCAUGCCGACGACUCCUUCCCUUGUCCCUCUCAUACUUCCAUGCCGAAAGCAAACCCUAAGAUCUCAUGGUUUCUCGCUUGCUUCGGAUUUUCCAUGAAAAUCGACGAGAAGGACUCUCCGGGAAAUGUCCCGACCAGCGGCCGGAAAAAGAUCCGUCGAUUUUCCUGGCCAGCAAAGAAAUCCAGCAUGAAAACCGUCCCGAUUGACCCUACCACGUCGGAAAAUCCCUGCCGAAUUAAAGAAAUUAAAAUUAUCACGGAGAACUACUCAGAUAAACACGCUUCACAACGACGUCGGGUUCCGGAUACCGGUCACAAGCCUCCGAAUCAGAUCCCGGCGGCGGUUGCAGAAAAAGUGCCGUCUGCUCAAACCGUACAUCGCCCAAAGAAAAGCUGCGGAUCGCCUGAACUUUCAGAUCAGCUAAAACUUUCUGAGGCCGCCACGUUUCAAAAGCACCCACCACGUGGCCGGAUAACGUAUGCCCAGUCCCAACCAGUCACGGGGGGCCACCCUUCGCCGGAGAUCGAGCCCAAGCCCAAGCCCAAAUCGAAUCGGAGCUCCGUGAUCGCUGAUUCCGCAUCAACCCCGACCCGAAAUGCUCAGAAGAAAUCAAGAAAUAACGAAUCCAGGCGGAGGCGGCGAAGCGAAGAGGAUGAAGCGGUGGACAGAUUCGCCCCGGUUAUUGGGAUGUCAGUUAUAAUGGUGACGUUGGUAAUAAUGGUGUUAUGGGGUCGACUAUGUGCCGUCCUGUGCACCUCGGCAUGGUGUUAUUUCAUUCCCCGGAUGCGAGCAAGAGCUAAAUCCGAUAGAACGGGGAUUGUGAAAACAGGUUCGGCUCUGGGUUCAGGCGAUCCGGAUUUGAGCUCGGAAGAGUACAAGAGGAGGGUGGUGUUGGAUGGGUUUCUGGAGAGGAACCGCCGGAGUGCGUUUGGGAGGCUUGUGGGCAUGGGCGAAGCUCCUUACUUCUGAUUGGUGUAAAUUAGGUACAUGAAUGUGUCUAAAUUUGUCAUGUUCGACGAAACAGUUGAUCCAAAUUUUCUAUUUUCUGUAUAUGUUGUUUGAAUUUUUUUUUUUUCAAAUUUAAUAUUAUUUUAAUAAUAAUUAUUGAAAAACAGUUUGGAUUAAA
Messenger RNA from Malania oleifera, 1465 nucleotides. RefSeq lists its product as uncharacterized. The coding region runs from base 379 to 1308 and encodes 309 amino acids. Lineage: Eukaryota; Viridiplantae; Streptophyta; Magnoliopsida; Santalales; Ximeniaceae. The record is from RefSeq and is a predicted model, not a curated record. The transcript is spliced from 2 exons.